Messenger RNA from Oncorhynchus gorbuscha (pink salmon), 1076 nucleotides. RefSeq names its product protein PET117 homolog, mitochondrial (gene pet117). Bases 693 to 947 code for a protein of 84 amino acids. The record is from RefSeq and is a predicted model, not a curated record. Lineage: Eukaryota; Metazoa; Chordata; Actinopteri; Salmoniformes; Salmonidae. Gene Ontology annotation, cellular component: mitochondrion. The transcript has 3 exons. Gene Ontology annotation, biological process: mitochondrial respiratory chain complex IV assembly.
UUUGUUAGACAUGCUUUCUGAAACAGGGCCCAGGAGCGACAAAACCAGGGCCUGUAGGACCUACCUUGUUGAUAGUGUUGUUAAGAAGGCAGAGCAGUGCUUUAUUAUGGACAGACUUCUCCCCAUUUUAGCUACUGUUGUAUCAAUAUGUUUAGACUAAUCCAUGGUUACGCCAAGCAGUUUAGUCACCUCAACUUGCUCAAUUUCAUUACGACUUGUCCCAAAUACAAUGUUUUUAGUUUUGGAAAUAUUUAGGACUAACUUAUUCCUUGCGACCCAUUCCCGAAACUAACUGCAGCUUUUUGUUAAGUGUUGCAGUAAUUUCAGUCCCUGUAGUGGCUGACGUGUUGAGUUAUCCGCGUAAUAUAGACAUACUGGCCUUACUCAAAGCCAGUGUGGAUCACAUUUAGCCACUUGUGCAACUUAUAUUGAAGACUUUAAACACAUUUUUUAUGAUAUUUUGCAUACUUAAUUCGUGUCAUAUGUCCCGAAUAUUUGCAAGUUAUUAUUAAUAGUAUAAAUGUUUAGAAAGUCUAAAUCGAUUUGUUCGACUGUACUGAUUCGGUACUCCACUAUACAGCCUAAACUCGUCGACCUCGACACAACUGCGAUGUCCUGUGCUAACGUUAUCCAAGUCUUAGUUUAGCAAUUCCCUUUGUAUUCAAACUACAUGCAAUACUAGAUAGCUAGCUAUGUCUACAACCUCUAAAGUUGUACUGGGUGUUUCUGUGAUACUUACGGUGAGCACAGUUGCAGGAGUGCACCUCAAGCAAAACUGGGAUCAAGAGAAACUUCAUGCGGGAGUACUUAGAGACAUUGAACGUUUGGAGAGGAAGAGCGAGAACCUGCGAGUGCUCGAGCAACAAAGAAGUCUGACCAAGGAGCUCAAGGCAGAGCGCGACAGGAGAGAAUCGGGGCAGCAGGGCUCCGACCAACCCCAGGAGUAGACUGUCUGACUCCACCUGGUUAUGAUGGAAAGAGGUGUUGAGCAGAGGAGCCAAGUGGAAGAUGAGGCCAUGUGCACCUCUGCCUCGGAGGGGCUGGAGGAGGGUGAGGUGGAGGGCGAGACACUGCUC